Molecule: messenger RNA, 1014 nt
Organism: Ruditapes philippinarum (Manila clam)
Lineage: Eukaryota; Metazoa; Mollusca; Bivalvia; Venerida; Veneridae
Source: RefSeq, a predicted model, not a curated record
GGCUCUAAGACCGAUCACCAAGGACCACCAUCAUCAAGACAGUCUCUUUGGGAACUCAUUCCAGUCAAAGUCCUUCUUCAUAGUUCACCCAGAAUGGAUUAGUGAGACCGUAGACAACACAGACCCCGAGCCCCUUCACCGUCCCCCAUGGCCCUGGGAGCAGCCCAGAUACCGUCAGAAUAUCCAAAUCCCUAUAACAUACAAGGUCGACGAAACAGAAGAAGAGAAAAAUAAAACAGAAAACGAAGGAAAAGCCGAAGAUAAUUCAGAUAUGCCAAUGGUUAUGGACGCACCAAUGUGUUUACCUAUUGGUUACACUUUUACACAUCCCGGAAUAGACUUGACCAAACCUUAUGAAAAACAGACUCAAUUUGGAGCCCCGUUAGUAGAUACAUCAGUGUAUAAACUUAGUUACUAGAAUACAGUUAUCUUUCCUUAGUCAAUUAAAAAACUUGAAUUAUCAUAUAUAAAUAAAUAUACAUGUAGAGAAAAGAAAUGAUAGUUAUUAGUUUAAACAACACUAUAACAUUACGUUCACUGCCAGUAUAAGUUUGUAGAAUGUAGAUUUAAGACAAUCAUCCAUUAUACAAAAAGCAGAGAACUAAAUGUUACAUAAAAACAAAAACAUGAAAGUAUAUGAAAUACAUGUAUUCCAUCUAAACUCUCUUUCAGAAAAAGGAAUUAAAUGUUAUAAAAUGAUAAGCAGAUAUAAAAAAUCUGUAUUUAGUCAUUAUAGUCUGGUCAUUUUGACUUAAAACUUCAAAAAAUUUAUGUCCUCAUCAAAUUUACUUUCUUUUCAUACUAUUACAAUAACUUGAUGAUGAGGAAUGUUAGUUUAUACAAAUUUAUUUUAGUUUGAUUGUGUUGGAAGCUAUAAGCUUAUUUUAACACUCUCGAAUCCAUUCCUGGAACCAACCAGUACUAAAAAAUGCGUAUAAAGUCUUAUACAAGGCGUUUUAGUAAAAUUUAAAAAUAAAAUAAUAAUAAACAGAUGUAUAAAUUGUAAAAAAAAAA